AGCCAAGGAGCAGGCAGUGCAUAGACACAUUGCCACGUCAGAAUCGCUUGUGGAAUAUUCAAAAUAGUUUUCAAAUUGUACGGCAAAUAUUUAAAUAUAAAUUUAAGCGAUUAGAGCAAAACUCGUAAAUCGUUGUAAAUUGUGUUUUUUGUUGUUUUUGUUGGCAUGUUCAAAGUGUCGCAGGAGUUACGUUUAAAUGCGAGCGCAGCGGGCAAUGUGGGCCAGGGAGUGGGUGGCUGCGAUGCCACCGAUGGCAACAGUCCCGAGAGUGUUUGUAUUUUUGGGCGAUAUCAGCGCACGCCCGAUGCGGAUGCAUAUCCCACAGAGCCGCCGAAUGUUUACAUAGCACCCGAGCUGACCGAUGCACGCAAGGUGCAGCUGCUCCAUUUGCCCAGCGGCGCUGUGCGCAUCAAUUCCACAGCCAGCUUCAUCAUCAAACGCAACGGAGUUAAGGGCAACUUUGAUGUGCGCCUCGAGAGUCCCAGCGGUCAGCAUGGUUGCCCUUUGGAGCUGCUGCAACUUGAUCCUGAACGCUUUCAGGUGCAAUGCCACCUGCCACAGGCGGGUCUCUACAAGGUGCACAUCAAAUGCAAUUCUGUGCCGUUGCCCAAAUCGCCGUUUAUUAUUGUGACCAUAGCUGGGGCUCCUUUGGCGGAGGCGGGCACAGAGACAACUGCAGCCAGUCCAGCAAUGCCCACCUUUGAGUCGGAUGCCAGCAGAGUGCAAAGUCGUGGUUUGGGGCUGACACACGUUAAUCUUCUCGAGCGAAAUGAGUUCACUGUGGAUGGAAGUGCGGCAGGCAGCAAUAUGCUGUUUGUGGGCAUCUUGGGACCUCAGGGACCCUGCGAUGAGGUGCUGCUCAAGCAUUUGGGUCGCAACAUUUAUCGUGUCACGUAUCAAGUGCGAGAUCCAGGCGACUACAUCCUGGUGGCCAAGUGGGGUGAUGAGCACAUUCCUGGAUCGCCAUUUAGUCUCAGCGCCGAAUAGUUCUCCAAAAAUAAUCCAUAUACGAAAAGCGUUCGAGUUCUUAAAUGUAACCAAAUUUAAUAUGAUUUGUAAUGUUAUUUUAAAUUAAAACAGACCAAAAUUAAUAUUAUUAGAAUUUUUAGCGUAUAUUUUGUUAGAGAAAAUAAUUAAUUUCAAAACAAGUAGCAAUUAAAUAAAUCAGUUGCUUAACAUAGAAAUUAAUACCUUUUAAAUAAAGUAGAUAAAUUAAAA
Molecule: messenger RNA, 1218 nt
Organism: Drosophila grimshawi
Lineage: Eukaryota; Metazoa; Arthropoda; Insecta; Diptera; Drosophilidae
Product: filamin-A
Exons: 3
Coding region: 166-987 (273 amino acids)
Biological process (GO): actin cytoskeleton organization
Molecular function (GO): actin filament binding
Source: RefSeq, a predicted model, not a curated record